Messenger RNA from Metschnikowia bicuspidata var. bicuspidata NRRL YB-4993, 2019 nucleotides. It is a transcript of the gene ACS1, whose product is annotated as acetate--CoA ligase 1. Bases 1 to 2019 code for a protein of 672 amino acids. Lineage: Eukaryota; Fungi; Ascomycota; Pichiomycetes; Serinales; Metschnikowiaceae. The record is from RefSeq and is a predicted model, not a curated record. Gene Ontology annotation, cellular component: cytosol. The transcript has a single exon. Gene Ontology annotation, molecular function: AMP binding; acetyl-CoA synthetase activity.
AUGCCUGAGACUUUGACUAUGGACCAUGAGAAGGCCUCGGAGCCACCACAGGGGUUCUUCGACAGAUCCACAUCCGCUCCUAACUUGUCUUCCAUCGAAGAGUACAACAAGAUGUACAAACAAUCUAUUGAGGACCCUUCCACGUUUUUUGGGGACCAGGCGAAGCAGCUUUUGCACUGGGACCGUCCGUUCGACUUUGCUCGUUACCCUGUUGACCCAAAGAAUGAUUUCAAAGGGGGUGAUUUGCCCGCUUGGUUUGUUGGAGGUCAAUUGAAUGCUGCCUACAACGCAGUCGACCGUUGGGCCAUUGAGACACCAGACAAGCCUGCCAUUAUUUAUGAAGGUGAUGAGCCAAACACUGGAAGAAUCAUCACAUACGCGGAGUUGCUCAAGGAUGUCUGCAAGUUGGCCCAGGCAUUGACCAAAUUGGGAGUCAAGAAAGGGGACACUGUUGCAGUGUACUUGCCUAUGAUUCCUGAAGCUUUGGUCACCUUGUUGGCUAUUGUGCGUAUUGGAGCAGUUCACUCUGUUGUCUUUGCCGGCUUCUCCUCCACGUCUUUGAGAGACCGUAUUGUUGACGCCGACUCAAGAAUCGUUAUCACUGCUGACGAGUCCAAGAGAGGCGGAAAAACUAUUGAGACUAAGAAGAUCGUUGAUGAGGCUUUGAAGGAUUUGACUCAUGUCCGUAAUGUGCUCGUUUUCAAGAGGACCGAAAACUCGCAUGUUCCUUUCAACCCAAAGAGAGACUUGUGGUGGCACGAGGAGUUGGCCAAGUACGGCAACUAUUUUCCACCCACUCCAAUCAACUCGGAGGAUCCUUUGUUCUUGUUGUACACUUCUGGAUCCACAGGCAAGCCGAAGGGAGUGCAGCACAAUGCCGCCGGAUACUUGCUUGGUGCCAUGUUGACCACCAAAUAUACAUUUGAUGUUCAUCAAGAUGAUGUUUUCUUCACUGCAGGUGACAUUGGGUGGAUUACAGGCCACACUUAUGUCGUAUAUGGUCCUCUUCUCAAUGGUGCCACCACUGUUGUUUUUGAAGGUACGCCAGCUUACCCAGACUACUCUCGUUACUGGCAAAUUGUUGACGAGUACAAGGUUACCCAAUUCUAUGUGGCACCAACUGCGUUGCGCUUGUUGAAAAGGGCUGGUACCUCCUAUAUCAAGGAUUACAAGUUGGACUCAUUGCGUGUUCUUGGCUCUGUUGGCGAGCCUAUCGCUGCUGAAGUUUGGCAUUGGUACAAUGACAAUAUCGGCCGCGGGAAGGCGCAUAUUGUUGACACUUAUUGGCAGACUGAGUCCGGUUCCCACUUGUUGACUCCACUUGCUGGUGUGACCGCAACCAAGCCAGGUUCAGCUUCUUUCCCAUUCUUCGGUAUCGAUGCGCACAUUUUGGACCCAGUAACCGGUGAGGAAUUGAAGGAGAAAGGUGCUGAAGGUGUCUUGGCCAUCAAGAACUCCUGGCCAUCGAUUACCCGUGGUAUUUUCAAUGACUACAGUCGUUUCAUCGAUACUUACCUUGGAGCUUACGAAGGCUAUUACUUUACUGGUGAUGGUGCUGCCCGCGACAAAGAUGGUUACUUCUGGAUCUUGGGCCGUGUGGAUGAUGUUGUGAAUGUUUCUGGUCACAGACUUUCCACUGCCGAGAUCGAGGCCGCCUUGAUUGAGCACGAGUUGGUGGGCGAGAGUGCGGUUGUUGGAUUUGCCGAUGACUUGACUGGUCAAGCCGUUGCUGCUUACGUUUCCUUGAAAGGAAACUUUAAGACCGACGAUGCAGCUACUGUAGAUGCGUUGAAGAAGGAGUUGAUCCUCACGGUCAGAAAGGAGAUCGGACCCUUCGCGUCGCCCAAGUUGAUUUUGCUCGUGGACGAUUUGCCCAAGACCAGAUCUGGUAAGAUCAUGAGAAGAAUUUUGCGGAAAGUGUUGGCAGGAGAAGAAGACCAGUUGGGCGACAUCUCCACAUUGUCCAACCCAGGUGUCGUUCUGCAGAUCAUCGACGUCGUGAAGGCAUCGAGAAAGUAG